This is a messenger RNA of Cryptotermes secundus, 2548 nucleotides long. Its product is annotated as transmembrane emp24 domain-containing protein 5-like. Gene Ontology annotation, biological process: Golgi organization; intracellular protein transport; endoplasmic reticulum to Golgi vesicle-mediated transport. The transcript is spliced from 5 exons. Bases 174 to 881 code for a protein of 235 amino acids. Lineage: Eukaryota; Metazoa; Arthropoda; Insecta; Blattodea; Kalotermitidae. The record is from RefSeq and is a predicted model, not a curated record. Gene Ontology annotation, cellular component: COPII-coated ER to Golgi transport vesicle; Golgi apparatus; endoplasmic reticulum-Golgi intermediate compartment.
CUGUGAGUAACAGAGCGGGAACGGAGAGUAAGCUAUAGUAAUCGAAUUCAGCAGCGUUCAGCAGUGUCGCGAGCGUCGAGGCGGGCCAGGCCGUCGGAUUCGUCGGAUUGGUGGAACCGGUGGAGUCUGGGCAAAAAGAAGUGGUCGCGGCUGUUUGCUGCUGCUCAAUAAAGAUGCUGAAACGUGCCUUUAUUUUGUAUUUAGUACCUAUAGUUGUGCGUAUAGAAAGCGUUAUGUCUUUUGAAAAGGAAAUGACAAUAAGCAUUGAUUCCAGACGGGAGGAAUGUUUCUAUCAACCUGUUAAACGCGGACAAGUAAUUGAUGUUGAAUAUCAAGUCAUUGAUGGCGGACAGGGAGAAAUUGACAUCUCAUUUCACUUAGCUACCCCAUCAGGGAGGAUAGUUGUAUCAGAUUUAAAGAAGCCUGAAAAUUCUCAUAGGAUAGAAGCAUCGGAAGAAGGAGAUUACAGACUGUGCUGGGAUAAUACAUUUAGUCAUUUUAAUAGCAAAACUGUCUUCUUUGAAAUUAUCAUAGAAAGUGAUGAUGAUGAUGAAAGAGAUCCAUGGGACAUUGACUUUGAAAAUUAUGGUGGCUUAAGCCCUGAAGAAUUGUAUGAUAUAAAAAUACAGGAUAUUCAGGAUGCAAUAAAUCGUGUGCGAACCCAUCUAGUAAAAAUCCGACAUAUCCAAGACACCCUACGUGCUUUUGAGGCAAGGGAUAGAAACAUUGCAGAAGGCAAUUUUGUUCGAGUGAACUAUUGGUCCAUGAUCCAGAUUGCUGUGAUGCUUUUUGUAGGAUUAAUACAGGUGGUAAUGGUCAAAAGUUUGUUUGAUGACAAGUCUCGUGUUCAUCGCUUCUGGAAGAGUGGCAUCACCUCUUGAUGAUGGCAUUGUUUUUUCUAGUUCAUAGUUUCCUGUGUUUGUUUUUAAACUGGCUUUUUACUGUGGUUACCAUACACCUUACCAAAUAAAUGAGACAAGUUUUGUUGAAGCAUUGUUUGAUGAAGACUUCAGGUCUAAGAGUUUUGUUUUUAGCUCCCAGUCAAGAGGAUUCAGCAGUGAAACAGUAGAGAAAGUAAUGGAGUUCUCUGAAAUUUAGUGUGAACCAAACUAAUGUCAAGUAUGUCAGUGAUGUAAAGUAAUACGGAUUAAAAUUAUGCUUUAUAGAUGCAGGAUAUUAAAAAUUGUGCAGAUUGCAUCUUAAGCAAGAAACUGCAUAAUAAUAAUUCUGGGAAACCAGUGUCAGCUCCAUAUUAUUUUCCAUUCUUGUCUAAAUAAACUUAAGUUUUAAUUACAGUCGUAAUAAUUCUCAAUUUUAUUGUAAGUUUGUGAUAAAUUUAUAUACAGUAUAUAUCGUGUAGUGUAUCUUACAAACAUAAUUUUGUGCCAUUAUAAGCAGCUCAGAAAUUAAGAGCAUCAAAUGAACAAAGUUUUAAGUUGUUUGUAUAGUGUAUAGCAGUAUAUAGCAUUAAAUCUGAGAAUUUGUUUUGAAACCUGGCUGCCUAAAAAUGAAGGGGUGCCUAGAAAUCCCUGAAGCGUCAAUACGUUUUGCUGUUUCUGCUAAUGUACCUGUAUUCAUUUUGUGUUCAGUAAUAUUUAGAGGAACUCUGUUAUAUAUGAGAUCACAUUUCUUUGAAAGACAUUUACCAGUCUUGUCCAUAGUUCUCAUCUUCUUCAUGUGGUUACAUGACUGCUAAAAAUCAAUGAACUUUCAUGCUGAAAGUAUACUUUACGCAUUCUCUGUACUCUUCACCUGCAAGUGUUCCUGUCAGGUACAUACAACCAUAAUGGUGUAUUAUUACAGUUUAUGAAUUACGUGUAUCAAUACGAAAUGUUACAUUGUAUCAUUUACUUGCAACACUUACCGUGGCAGUGUACCUUAGUUGAGAUGUACAAAUAUUGAGUUUCAUUUCUUUAGUAACAGUCUAUUUUAGCAAAGUUCAUUUGUCAACCUACAAACACAAUCACUCUUUAUUAAAUGGCUCAUACAAACAUAUUUCAGGACUCAUUAUAAUAUUAAUACAUUGUUGUUUAUGCACAAAUUUUCAAGGUACCAAACUUGAAUUAUUCUAGUAAUUCUUCUCUACACCAUUUCAAUCAAUAUAUUCUUUUUCUCAUCCUUUAAUACUUUGUGUUUUAUAUUAUUUGGGCAUUAAACUUAUUCUUCAUUGCUGAGUUCUUUUCUAUAUGUGUGUAUUCUUAACUUGUUCCUGAAUAUUUGGUGAUUCACCCUCUUCAUUUGACUCAUCAUUCUCACUUCUAAAAUUGACAUGUAAGUAAAUUUGAUAAACUGUAUCUGGUUCAGGUAUAUGCACCUCAUCUUAAAACCCAGAUUUUGAGCUAAACGAUGUUUGCAAAAUAGUUCGUGUUUUUUAAAUUAACAAUGUUAAAUUUUCAUGCUAAUCAAGAAAUUUAAUAUGUUUGAAAUUUUUUAUGCAAGAGGCAGUGGGCAGAUGUUUCUGCACAAGCACAUCACUUUUAUUUUCAGUCGUAUGUUAAGAAGGACUUUCUCAGUCUUGUUAAUAAAUAAAUACUCUAGGGUUCUCUUU